Molecule: messenger RNA, 632 nt
Organism: Ruditapes philippinarum (Manila clam)
Lineage: Eukaryota; Metazoa; Mollusca; Bivalvia; Venerida; Veneridae
Exons: 2
Coding region: 16-408 (130 amino acids)
Molecular function (GO): ubiquitin-protein transferase activity
Source: RefSeq, a predicted model, not a curated record
GUUUGUAGCAGGUAAAUGUAUCCCUUAUCAAUGAAAAGGUUAACCAACAUGCUGCGGCCAAAGUUUUCAGAGGAGGGAAGUAAUGCCAACCGUUUUGAAAAGGAGGUCUAUCAGAUGUUCAUAAAGUAUCUUAGAGAGUUGUCAGCUGGAAGAAGAGGAAGCAUUACUCUUGGCAGUGUCCUCAUAUUUGUGACUUCAACUGAUGAAGAGCCAGCACUGGGAUUCAAGCUGCCACCAACUCUAGUGUUUGAAGAAGUUGAAGAGAAAAAAUUUCUUCCUAAGUCAAGCACAUGCAUUAACCAACUAACAUUACCCCGUGCAAAUGAGACAGAACCACUGCCGUCACAAGAAUUACUUUUCAAUUUAUAUGAUUAUGCUUUUGCAAAUGCACAUUACGGUCUUGCCUAGACACAUAUAUAUGAUUUUUAAAACCUGAACUUUGAAGUAGCUAUUGUUUUGUGAGCAAAAGGCUCAUAGUGAGCUAUUGCGACCACUUGAUUUCUGUUGUCUGUCAUCAAUUAUUGAAACACAUCUCGCUCCCCAGAACCACAAUACAUAUAGCUUAGAUAUUUUCCAUGUUCUUCAACCAGCAGAGCUCGCUUUUUGUUUUAUUGUCAUUUAAUUUUGGAAAU